Molecule: messenger RNA, 2131 nt
Organism: Cydia amplana
Lineage: Eukaryota; Metazoa; Arthropoda; Insecta; Lepidoptera; Tortricidae
Product: glucose dehydrogenase [FAD, quinone]-like
Exons: 5
Coding region: 117-2123 (668 amino acids)
Molecular function (GO): flavin adenine dinucleotide binding; oxidoreductase activity, acting on CH-OH group of donors
Source: RefSeq, a predicted model, not a curated record
AAAAAGUAGCAAAUCAAACACGCUGGAGCUUAACCAGAUCCCUCGAUCAACGACAUCCCACAACAACCGUACAUCUAAUCAAAAAACAGUCGCAGCUUAGAACCCACGGCAGAAGCAUGGCUGCUUUGAAUUUGAAACACAUCAUUCUAUUAUACGCACUUUUUAUCACAUCGACUAAUAGUGACGAUAUUGAAGAGACUUUAUUUAAUGAAGAUUACGCAGUUCCAAAACCCUGUGAUGAACCGUAUUGCUAUACAAGGGAAAAGAGGGUGGCAGAUUAUCCUGAAAGGAUCAGGAGUAGGGUGGUAGAAGCGAUGCUGAACACCAGUAUGUUUCCCCUCAAUCCAGCAGAACCAGACAUUUUCGGUAUUUUAAGGGACCAGUAUGAACUUCCAAAAGGGUUCAAAGGACCACUAGCAGAGUACGACUUCAUCAUCAUAGGCGCAGGUUCCGCAGGCAGCGUGCUGGCGUCUCGGCUGAGCGAGGGGCGGCGAGCAUCCGUGCUGCUUAUAGAAGCCGGGAGAGGCGAGAGCCUGAUGACGGACACGCCUGUACUGGCGCCGCUGUUCCAGCAGACCGACUAUGUGUGGCCAUAUCUGAUGGAACACCAGCCUGGAGUUUGUAUGGGAUUCGUCGGAGGCAGAUGCUUCUGGCCGCGAGGAAAAGCCGUUGGCGGUACCAGCGUCGUCAACUACAUGAUCUACACCAGAGGACUCAAGGUCGAUUGGGACAGAAUCGCGGCCGAUGGCAACUAUGGCUGGUCAUAUGACGACGUUUUGCCGUACUACAUGAAGUCAGAAAGGGCCAACCUAAAGGGGCUGAAGGAUUCGCCCUGGCAUGGGAAGAAUGGCGAGUUAUCGGUAGAGGACAUACCAUUUAGGUCAAAAUUGUCUAAAGCAUUUUUGGAUGCUGCCAAACUGUUGGGCAAUCGACGAACCGAUUACAACAGUCCUGACGGAUUCGGGUUCAGCUAUAUCCAGGCAACGAUAUCCCGUGGACGCCGGCACAGCAGCGCCAAGGCCUUCCUGCACGACCACAAAAAAAGAAAAAACCUGCACAUCCUAACUAGCAGUCGAGCCACCAAAGUAUUAAUAGAUCCCACAACAAAAACUGCAAUCGGCGUUCAGUUCAUUCGCAAUGGCCAAAUGUAUGAAAUACGCGCUAAAAAGGAAGUCAUCUUAUCAGCCGGACCGAUCGAGUCACCACAUCUACUAAUGAUUUCCGGCAUCGGACCCAGGCAGAAUCUGGAAUCAGUAGGAAUACCCGUCAUACAAAAUCUUCCAGUAGGACAGACUUUAUACGAUCACAUUUCCUUCCCAGCGCUAGCUUUUAAGCUGAAUUCAACUAGACUGACUUUAGUAGAAAGAAAAAUUGCUACACUUGAAAAUACGUUUCAAUAUAUGCAAUACGGCGAUGGUCCUUUUUCCUCCUUAGCUGGAGUGGAAACCCUUGGAUAUAUUAGAACCAAUGUUUCUGACGAGCCCGCUGACAUUCCAGAUAUUGAACUGAUCGGUUCCUGUGCCUCUUUAGCGUCUGAUGAGGGCAACGUGGUGGCUAAAGGUAUCCGCUUAGCAGACUGGCUGUAUAAUUCAGUUUACAAACAAAUUGAAGACGUCGAGAGCUUCACUGUGCUAUUGAUGCUUCUGCAUCCUAAAUCUAAAGGCAAUAUGCUAUUGGGGUCAAGGAAUCCCUUUGACGAUGCGAAACUGUAUGGCAAUUACUUGACGCAUCAGCAAGACGUAGAUACGAUGGUGGCAGCGAUAAGAUACAUUCAGAAGAUGGUCGAUACGCCGUUUUUCCAGAAAUAUGGUGCAACGUUGCACAGUAAGAAAUUUCCGAAUUGUAGACAGCAUGAAUUUAACAGUGAUAGUUACUGGGAGUGUGCGGUGAGGACGGUGACUGCUACUCUUCACCAUCAGAUUUCUACGUGUCGGAUGGGGCCAUCUUCGGAUCUUGAGGCAGUGGUGGACCCAGAGCUGAAAGUGUACGGUGUGGACAGGUUGCGUGUGGUGGACAGCAGCGUUAUCCCGAGGACUAUAGCGGCCCACACAAACGCUCCCGCCAUCAUGAUUGGUGAAAAGGCGGCAGAUAUGAUCAAAAAUACGUGGAGAUUAAAAUAUUAGGCCGCUGA